AUGGCAUGGGAACUAAGCUCAGAGAUCGAGUUGAAGAAGAAGACGGAGGAAUUGAACAAGAGAAUCUCUGAUUUAGAAGAGAGAAUUGCAAAGGGAGAAUCAGAUAAGUUGGAAGCAGAUAAUCGUUAUAGAGAAGAAAAGGAAGCAAGGAAUGCGGCUGAGAAAAUUUGUAAAGAGAAAUCAGCUGAGCUUGAGCGGAUUCAGGGCGAGAAAUCAGCUGCCGAGGGAAAGGCAAAUUCAAACGAGGACUUCUACAAAAGAUCACAGGAGUACAAUAUGAGUUCAAAUCUUGAAGCAGCUGACGAGACUGUUAAAAAGCAAGUAAAGGAUUUAACAGCAGAAGUAGCAAAGUGCAAAGAAUGUAAACAAUUGGAUUCCUUGAUAGAUAAAAUAAAGGCCCUUGAGGAUACUUGUUCUUCUCAAAAGGAGAUAAUAUCCAAACAGGAGGAGCAGUUAGCAACUCACAAGAAGUCUGUGGUAUGUGGAGAAAGGACACAAGUGAAUGAGCAAUCAUCUAGAAGUCAUUUUGUCUUUACUUUGCGUAUUUGUGGGAUACAUGAGGACUAA
Arachis stenosperma is the source of this 567-nucleotide messenger RNA. RefSeq names its product kinesin-like protein KIN-14C. The transcript has 8 exons. Bases 1 to 567 code for a protein of 188 amino acids. The record is from RefSeq and is a predicted model, not a curated record. NCBI's taxonomy places the organism in Eukaryota, Viridiplantae, Streptophyta, Magnoliopsida, Fabales, Fabaceae.